CUCUUCGUCUUCCCCCAGUGCGCCCCCCCCCCCUCUUCUACGUGAUACUAGCCUCAUCUCCGCAGCCCAUACCAUCCCGGAUGAUUCAAAUUGCCCACUAGACAUGGGCGACUCGAUACGCACUCUCCCGGGGGACCGAUAGUCUUCUUGCAACCUCCCCUGAAAGAGGGGCUCGGCUCGGGCGAAGCUUUCUGGCGCUCAUAAACCCCGGCUUGGCGCCGACAGCUAAGAGCUCUUCGCAGCCCGCCGGUCUCUCCCAACAACGGACAUCGUUCGUCCCUCCUUACUCACUCUACAUCCGAUCCUUCAGUCCGUCGCCAUGCUGUACCGCCAUCUACUGCCACUGGCGCUCUGCCUCGCCGGGUCUGCGUCCGCCGCGUGCGGCCAGAGAUGCGUCAUCGCCUCCUCCGGCAACUCAACGUCGGACGCGGCCGCCAUCGCCGACGCGUUCGUGAAGUGCGCCAGCGACGCUGAGAUCGUCUUCAGCGAGGGCGUCGAAUACAAGGCAUUCGAGCCCGUCGUCGCUACCAAGCUGUCCAACGUCGUCAUCACCGUCGCCGGCAACCUGAGUCUCCCGCAGGACAUCCCCGCAAUGCAGAAGCUCGUCGAGCUCAAGGGCGGCUCGCUCACAUGGUUCCAGAUCGGUGGCACCAACGUGAAAUGGAUCGGCUCGUCAGAACCCGACGCCGGUUGGAUCAAGUCGUAUGGGCAGGCCUGGUGGGAUCUCAACAAGCCCGGUGAGGCCGGUACGCCCAACCGGCCUCACCUGAUGCAGUUCAGCGUCACGAAUGGCGUGAUGAGAAACAUGAAGUCGCUGAAGCCCAUCGGCUGGAACUUCUCAAUCAAGGGCAAGAACAUCACCAUCGCCAACACGGUCAUCGACGCGCGGUCCGAGAGCAGCAGCUUCCCUUUCAAUACGGACGGGUUCGACGUCGGCGCCACCGAUGUCACCAUCACCAAUAGCAACAUCUUCAACGGCGACGACGCCAUUGCCAUUAACGACGGCGCCAAGAACGUGCUCUUCCAGGACGCGACCAUUGGGUUCGAGACGCACGGCAUGAGCGUCGGCUCUCUAGGCUCCAAGCCCGCGUCCCCGGCCGACGUGCAGAACAUCCGCUUCGAGGACGUCACCGUACGGGGCGGUCUGUACGCCGCCCGAUUCAAGAGCUGGAUCGGAGGACAGGGCCUGGCGAAGAACAUCACCUGGAGCAAUAUCCGCGUCGACAACGUCACGUUUCCCAUAUUCGUCACGCAGACCUACUACAACCAGGCCAGCGUCAGCGGCGAAAGACCCAACAACUCGUCCGUCAUGAUGGAGGACUUCACCUGGGAGCACUUCUCUGGCAACAUCAACACCUACAACCCCGGGGACGGGUCGUGCACCACCAACCCUUGCUGGUACAACGCCGGGCUCGGGAACCUCACGCACUCGGAAGCCAUCAUCAUCGAGUGUAACACGGAGAAGUCCUGCAAGAACUUCCGCACGAAGGACAUCAAGGUCGAGCCCCAAAGCAAGACGGUACCGAAAGUCAUCUGCAUGAACGCGAUGCCUGAUUUGAACCCCAAGCUGGGGUUCGAGUGCGCCAACGGCACGUUCGUCGCUUCGCGCUAGGAUGACAGUUAAUAGUCGCGGACCAUUCUCGUAUUGUAGUUAAUUCCGUCAUAGUCUACGACAUCAAAACCUAACAUGAUGCGGAUUUUCAUGACAAUCACAGCCUUAUGUUCACUUGAUCGCCCGAUGCCGUCCCUUUUGUCCGAAGCAUAACUUUUUCGCCUCAAGUGACUUACUACAGUUUCUGUUCGGUGUAACCGCCGUAUGCCCGUCUACCACUUCUCUUCGGGUCCACCAACUCA
This is a messenger RNA of Colletotrichum destructivum, 1854 nucleotides long. Its product is annotated as Putative glycoside hydrolase, family 28, pectin lyase/virulence factor. The transcript is spliced from 4 exons. Lineage: Eukaryota; Fungi; Ascomycota; Sordariomycetes; Glomerellales; Glomerellaceae. The record is from RefSeq and is a predicted model, not a curated record. Gene Ontology annotation, biological process: carbohydrate metabolic process. Gene Ontology annotation, molecular function: polygalacturonase activity. Bases 320 to 1612 code for a protein of 430 amino acids.